This is a messenger RNA of Oryzias latipes (Japanese medaka), 1741 nucleotides long. RefSeq names its product guanine nucleotide binding protein (G protein), alpha 14a (gene gna14a). Gene Ontology annotation, biological process: phospholipase C-activating dopamine receptor signaling pathway; adenylate cyclase-modulating G protein-coupled receptor signaling pathway. Gene Ontology annotation, molecular function: G protein-coupled receptor binding; GTPase activity; G-protein beta/gamma-subunit complex binding. Gene Ontology annotation, cellular component: heterotrimeric G-protein complex; cytoplasm. The record is from RefSeq and is a predicted model, not a curated record. NCBI's taxonomy places the organism in Eukaryota, Metazoa, Chordata, Actinopteri, Beloniformes, Adrianichthyidae.
AGGUUCACACGAACUUCCCCUUAUUGCCCCGAAGGGUCAUAAAGAGAUCUGUCACAGAGGGAGCCAGUGGGGGGCAACUUUUUCCAGUUUUGGGAACUUCAAAAAAGAGAACGCAUCUCUAUUGAAGAUGCUGAAACUUUGAACCUUUUUCCCCCUCUUCUUUUUUUCUCUCCCCCAAAGACUGCCAACGUUUUUCUUUUGAGCAGCAGACUUUGAGAAUCAUUUUGUCUUUUUUGGAGGGAGUCAGGUCGGUGUGUGCGAUGGCGGGAUGCUGCGUGUCCGCGGAGGACAGGGAGACCAAGAGGAUCAACGACGCCAUCGAGGAGCAGCUGCGCAGAGACAAGAAGGACUCCCGCAGGGAGCUGAAGCUGCUGCUGUUGGGCACUGGUGAGAGUGGAAAGAGCACCUUCAUCAAACAGAUGAGGAUCAUCCAUGGAGGGGGAUACUCGGAUGAGGACAAGAAGAGCUACGCUAAACUAGUCUACCAGAACAUCUACACCUCAAUGCAGGCCAUGAUCCGAGCCAUGGGGGCGCUGAAUAUAUCAUUCGCUGAUCCACAGAACCAGAACCAUGCAAACGCAGUUCUGGAGGUGGAAGUGGACAAAGUGGAGGAAUUUAAUCAGGACCUGGUGGCGGGAAUCCGAAGUCUGUGGAAUGAUGGUGGAAUUCAGGAAUGCUACGACAGGCGUAGAGAGUACCAGCUGUCUGACUCCACCAAAUACUAUCUCUCAGAUCUGGACCGGAUCUCAAAGCCGUCGUACUUACCCGAUCUUCAGGACAUCCUCAGAGUUCGAGUGCCAACCACAGGGAUCAUCGAGUACCCCUUUGACAUGGAGAACGUCAUUUUCAGGAUGGUGGAUGUGGGAGGUCAGAGGUCAGAAAGAAGGAAGUGGAUUCACUGCUUUGAGAACGUCACCUCCAUCAUCUUUCUGGUGGCUCUCAGCGAGUACGACCAGGUUCUAGCAGAGUGUGACAAUGAGAACCGAAUGGAGGAGAGCAAAGCUCUCUUCAAAACGAUCAUCACAUACCCCUGGUUUGAGAAGUCCUCUGUUAUACUUUUCCUUAACAAGACCGACAUCCUCAAAGAGAAGAUCAUGCAUUCUCACCUUUCUACAUACUUUCCUGGAUUUACAGGACCCAAGCAGGAUCCAUCAGCAGCUCAAGAUUUCAUCCUCAAAAUGUACCAAGAACAAAACCCCAGCAAGAAGCUGUACCCUCACUUCACCUGCGCCACCGACACUGAAAACAUCCGCUUCGUCUUUGUGGCAGUCAAAGACACCAUCCUCACAGCCAACCUCAAGGACUUCAACCUGGUGUAAAAGACGGCGGCAAGACCAACACAUCCUACAGAAUUCCUAGACUUGACCUAAUGCCACAAACUGUGCAGGUCCAAAUAUGAAUUCAUGACAAAGCAGAUGCAGCAAUUCAAAAUACAGAAAGAACCCGUGUGUGGAGUUAAUGUAAACGUGAUAUUCAUCUUUAGAAAUGUGUGCUGUGAUACUUCAGAGAAGUAGAAAGUAUGUGACAUGUGUAAAUUACUUUAAAAAAUACAGUUGGUUGAGGUAACAUUUGACCGAAAUAACGUUUCCUUUUAGGCCUCAUUAGUUUGUUUUUGUGUUCAAUAAAAUCCAAACUUUCCCCUCAUGUACAUGUACAUACUCUAGUAUUCUCAGUAGUGUUUAUUUUAUGCACAAAUUCUAUUAUUUCUGGUACUAUUCAAUAAACAAAGCUAGUGAACUAA